GGCCAUUCUCACUCUAGCUACUCUCUUUGUCGAUCUCUAUAAAAAUUAAAUAAAAAUCAAGAAGAAAAAACUCUCACGUACUUCAUCAAUUAAUUAAUUCUUCUCCAUAUUAUAUAUCCCAGAUUUCCAAUACUAUAAUCUCCAUUCACAAUUUUCUUCCUUUCUUUAUAUUCAUACAUAUAUAACACAAUUAAAGAUGUUUAGUAAUAUGAUGAUUCAAUUUCUCAGAAGAAGCCAUACUCUUUCAUCAUCAAAUUUUAAGUUGGGACGAUUUGGAUUUGCAUCUCGAGCUGCAUCUUUGCCUCAACAAACAUAUGGAAAUGUAGGGGGUGAUGUGGAUGAAUAUGCUGACGUGGAAUGGGAUAAAAUUGGAUUUGGUGCAAUUCCAACUGAUUACAUGUACGUUAUGAAGUGUUGUAAAGACCAUGAUUUUGAACAUGGACAACUUAAUCCCUAUGCAAAUAUCCAGAUUAGCCCUGCUGCUGGCGUUUUAAACUACGGUCAGGGAGUGUAUGAAGGAACAAAAGCUCAAAGAAGGUCAGAUGGAAGAGUCCUUCUAUUCCGUCCAGACCAAAAUGCCAUUCGCAUGAGGGAAGGUGCACACAGACUCUGUAUGCCCGCACCUUCCACCAAUCAAUUUCUCCAUGCACUCAAACAAACUGUUCUUGCCAACAAACGUUGGAUUCCUCCUCCUGGAAAAGGGUCUUUAUAUAUUAGGCCUAUGCUAAUUGGAAGUGGUCCUAUAUUGGGCUUGGCUCCAUCACCAGAAUACACUUUCCUCAUUUAUGCUUCCCCUGUUCGCAACUAUUUCAAGGAGGGAAUUGCAGCUUUGAACUUGUAUGUUGAAGAAGAGUAUGAUCGAGCCUCUCCUGGUGGAGCUGGAGGUGUAAAAAGUAUUACCAAUUAUGCCCCAGUAUUAAAAGCUAUAACAAGAGCCAAAAACAGAGGAUUUUCUGAUGUGUUAUACUUGGACUCGGUUAACAAGAAGUAUUUGGAAGAGGUUUCUUCUUGCAACAUUUUUAUUGUCAAGGGUAAUGUUAUUUCAACUCCUCCAACAGCUGGGACUAUUCUUCCUGGUAUCACAAGAAAAAGUAUCAUUGAAAUUGCUCGUGACCAUGGUUACAAGGUUGAGGAGCGUGGUGUUAUGGUGGAUGAGCUAAGUGAAGCUGAUGAAGUGUUCUGUACAGGAACUGCUGUUGGUGUUGCUCCUGUUGGUAGCAUUACAUAUAAGAAUCAAAGGAUGGAGUUUAGAGUUGGUGAUGAAUCAACAUGUUCAAGACUCUACUCAACCCUUGUGGGAAUUCAAACAGGGGUUAUUGAAGAUAAGAAAGGGUGGAUAGUUGAAGUAGUUUGAGUAUAAAUAAAAUAUUAGUUUAUUAAUUUUAUAAUAAUUAAUUAAUUGUAUUAUUUUAAAGUGUGAGAUAACUAUAUAUAUAUAUAUCUACAUAUAUGGGAAAAUGAUACAGAAGUUUUGAAUACUUUUGUGUUGUUUAUGAAGUUAUAUAUAUACCUAAUUACAUUAUUAUACUUAUAAUCCUUGUAAAUGACUAAAAUGUAAUACAUAUGUAUCUUGUAAAUAAAUAAAUGAAAGUAUUUUUUUGUGGUACUUAUUAGCCUUUUGUGUCUUA
This is a messenger RNA of Cannabis sativa, 1628 nucleotides long. Its product is annotated as branched-chain-amino-acid aminotransferase 2, chloroplastic. Gene Ontology annotation, molecular function: branched-chain-amino-acid:2-oxoglutarate transaminase activity. The transcript has 10 exons. Gene Ontology annotation, biological process: branched-chain amino acid metabolic process. Bases 197 to 1354 code for a protein of 385 amino acids. NCBI's taxonomy places the organism in Eukaryota, Viridiplantae, Streptophyta, Magnoliopsida, Rosales, Cannabaceae. The record is from RefSeq and is a predicted model, not a curated record.